CAAAAAAGUCAAAAUUUUUUGAAAAUUUAACUGUAUAUAGAUAACACUAAUAUAAAAAUUUGGUGAAAAUUUCAAGUAUUUACAGUGAUUAGUUUUUGAAUUACAACCAUAUAAAAAAAUGAUUUUUUGAAAACUGUUGGAAAAUGUUUACUUUUCACCUCUAAAAUGCACCAAGGAUAUCCACUUUGCCUUCGGAAACCACCCCCAAAGUUUGAAAUUGAAGCAUUAUUUCGACUAGUUAUGCUGUACACAGACACAGACACAAAAACAAAAAAACUAAAAAAAAAACACACAUCAAUACAUUCAUCACUCCGUUCAGAAUCUAAAAUGAAAAAAAAAUGUGGCAAGUACGUAAAUUCAUCGUAUGCGAAAAACGAUACUUAGCAAAUUAGCAAAGACUGUCAACUAACCUAGGUUAUAAUAAUAAUUUAAAUACUUAUUUAUAGUAUUUAUACAUCUAAAUUUGUUUAAAAAUUAGGUAUUGGUCAAACACAGUUAUUUGAAUUUUCUGCAGCAAUUGAAAUACCUUGUAUGUCAAAUACAACCUUUUCUAGACUUCAUAGUUCGUUAAGUAGUAGCAUUCACAAUUUAGCAUAGGAGGAAAUUCGUAAAGCAGGUGAAGAAGAGAAAAAGUUAGCUAUUACUGCUGGAGACGUAGAUGCCGAUGACGGAAUUCCAUUUUGUACUGUAGUUGCUGAUGGCCAAUGGUCAAAACGCAGCUACAAAACAAAAUAUGAUGCUUUAUCUGGUGUUGCCACCAUUAUCGGAUACAGAACAAAAAAAAUUCUAUUUAUUGGCAUACGGAAUAGGUUUUGUAUAAUAUGUAGUCGUGCUAAAACCAAAAAUGAAACUCCCACGAAUCAUAACUGCUUUCUUAACUGGAAAAAAUCGGCAACGUGUAUGGAAGCCGACGGAGUCGCAGAAGGGUUUUUAAAAAGCAUAGAGUUGCACGGUUUGAAAUUUAAUAAGCUUAUCGGAGAUGGUGACAGCAGUGUUACAAAAAGGUUAUGUGAAAUAUUGCCGUAUGGACCAAAUUUUCUAGUUGAAAAAAUUGAGUGUCGUAACCACCUGUUACGCAAUUAUAUACAAAAAUUAACUGCAAUGGCUAAGAAAACCAACUACCCCAUCGAUUUAAGAAAAUUUGUUUUAAAUAAUCUAAUGAGAUUUCGCACCGCUGUUGUAAAAGCUAUACGAUAUCGUAAAAAUGAAACAACUUCCAUAAAUACUAAAAUUACGGGUUUAUCAAAAGAUUUGUUAAACAGCCCGUAUCAUGUUUUGGGCCAGCAUUCGAAGUGUGAUACUUAUUUUUGUAAUAAGAAAAAUCUUAACGAAGAUAUUUGGGUCAAACAUGCCGAAAUGAGUGGAAUGAUGAUAGAGAUGAAUAAUAUAGUCAAUAGAUUAGUUAUAAAUUCAAGUAGUCUGAUGGUAGAUGUUGACAAUAACAUAUGCGAACAAUUUAACAGCCUAAUUAAUAAAUACAUUGGAGGGAAAAGGAUAAAUUUGUCACAACGCAACAAAUAUAAUACAAGAAUUGAAGCUGCAGUAGUAGCGUUUAAUAUAGGGUGA
This is a messenger RNA of Aphis gossypii (cotton aphid), 1566 nucleotides long. RefSeq lists its product as uncharacterized. The coding region runs from base 901 to 1566 and encodes 221 amino acids. NCBI's taxonomy places the organism in Eukaryota, Metazoa, Arthropoda, Insecta, Hemiptera, Aphididae. The transcript has 4 exons. The record is from RefSeq and is a predicted model, not a curated record.